Darwinula stevensoni is the source of this 1329-nucleotide messenger RNA. NCBI's taxonomy places the organism in Eukaryota, Metazoa, Arthropoda, Ostracoda, Podocopida, Darwinulidae. The record is from the annotation of a GenBank genome assembly.
AUGAAGUCAAAGGAAGCAAAGCAGAAAUUGAAGGAGGAGAAGGAGUAUGGGUAUUGUACCAUCGACGGCCGUAAGGAACCCAUCGGGAACUUCAAAGUCGAAGCGCCACGUCUCUUUCGUGGCCGAGGGGAGCACCCUAAGCAGGGGAGACUUAAGGGCCGCAUCAUGCCGGAAGACGUGAUAAUCAAUUGCAGUAGGAACAAGAUUCCAAAGCCUCCACUGGGUCACAACUGGAAGGAAGUCCGCCAUGACCCUAAGGUGACCUGGUUGGCCUGCUGGACUGACAGUAUCACUGGACAUCUCAGGUAUAUCAAGCUAAGCCCUCUAGCUACCCUGAAGAUGAUGAAGGAUUGUCAGAAGUUUGAAACUGCAAGAAGACUCCAUCAACACAUCCACAUGAUUCGGGAAAAUUAUUGGAAGGACAUGGAGAGCGAGGAUGUGCAGAUCCAACAGCGCGGGGUAGCGAUGUACCUCAUUGAUAAAUUGGCUCUCCGAGUUGGGAACGAGAAGGAUGCAAAAGAAACGGCUGAUACUGUAGGCUGCUGCUCUCUACGUUGCGAACAUAUUACCCUCAUGGAAGAGGCCGACUCUGAGAAUUACAAGGUCAAGUUUGACUUUCUAGGGAAAGAUUCAAUUCGCUAUCUGAAUGAGGUCCAUGUUGACAAGAGAGUCCAUCAGAAACUUCGGAGCUUCAAGAAUGGGAAAGAGGACGAAGAUAAACUAUUUGAUGAGCUCAGCGUUGCCAGCCUCAAUAAGUAUUUAAAGCCCCUGAUGCCUGGACUGACUGCGAGAGUAUUCCGGACUUAUAAUGCAUCGUUGACUCUGCAGAAAAAGCUAGAUGAACUUCCUGUUUCUGUUGACGCUGAGGACACAGAAAAGAUCUUGAUUUACAAUCGAGCAAACGCGGCCGUGGCACUCCUUUGCAACCAUCAGCGCUCCAGCCUCAAAGCCAACUCCAACAUUGUCAAGAAAUUCGAAAAUAAAAUCAAAGAAACAAUGAAAGCGAUGCAGAAGGCGAAGGAGGACCUGGCGACUGCUAAGAAAACCUACAAGGGGAAGAAGGCAGAGGUGAAGAAGAAGCAGUAUCUUCAUAUGUUAAAAGAGAAACUCUCGACACUCAAGGUCAAAGCAGCUCUCGCAAAGGAAGGAAAGGAAAUAGCCUCGAUAGUAUCCAAAUUGUACUACUUGGAUCCAAGAAUCACCGUUGCCUGGUGUAAGAAACAUGGUAUCUCCAUUGAGAAGAUAUUCACUAAGACUCAGAUGAAGAAAUUUCGCUGGGCUGAUUCAAUGGCCGGACCAGAUUUCCGUUUUGAUGAACUCAGUCAUUGA